CUUGAGUUCCCGAUACAUCAGCCCGUUCAUUUGCUCAUCCAUCGCGGGUCACUAAUGGAGCGUACUUGGCUCUGAAAGGCCUUCAGAUUUCGAGGUGUGCCAGUGGGAAGUGCGACGCAGCAGCAGCUGGAAAAUCGCGCUAUUCGUUUAAUAAUAAACAAAUAUAGAAACAAACAAGCUAUUAAAUCGCCGGCAUGGAAAAAGUAAAACUGGAAUCACUAUCUCUGGCCCACUCGCUGUCGGAUAAACCACUGCCCCCAUCGCCUUUGAUACCCACAAGUUUGGAGGGCGGCAAAGUCUCCGAUCGUUUGAGCAAACUCAAGUGUAAUUCGGAGAACUGGAAGCAGAGGAUAGAACAAACCGAUGCCAAGAAGUUCACAGUCGCUGGCCGACUGCAAAAGAAGGCCCAAUCCCCCGUGGAACUCCAGUUCGAGCGUUCUGCCAAUGAUGCAGCCAAAAAAUGUCCCAUGCUGGAGGUGCGCAGCGCCAAUCAACCGCAGUUGGGACUGGCCAAGAGCCCCUCCAUGAUGGUGACCUCGAGUACAAACAAUAAAACCACAGCCCUUCGCAGUUUGAGUGUGAAUCCCGAGGAGGAGGUGGUGCCCCCCAACUUGAGUCGCUCCAACAGCAGCAGUUCGGAAUCGGAUGGCGAGAGGACUUCGCCCCAGAAUGCCAAGCAGAACAAGGAACUGGCCAACAACAAGAGUGCCGCUGCUCCCACCAAUGUGGGCGCCAGGAUUCAAGUGCCCCGCCUGGACGACAAGGAGACCUUCGAGAACUUCUUUGCUUCGAAACCUAAAAAGGAGGAGAACGUGGAGCUGGAGAUCAGCGCUUUCGAUGAUAUCAAGCCUACAGAACGUUUGGUGAGCAAGCGCCACGUGCAGGGUCCCAAGGGACGACGGGCCGCACGCAAUCCUCUCAAGAGUUUGGCUGCUCGUGAGGACAUUACCUCGGAGUACACGGAAAUGAGGUCGGGCAUAGCGGAGAGGGAACUGCGACGCCUCAAGCUGGAGUCAUAUGGCCACAAUGCCAACCUGGCUGCGGAGGCCAUCGCUGGCUUAGCCUCCAUUGAGGACUUCAAGUCGGUGGCCCUGCGCUCCUCCUCGAUUCCCCUGCAGCAGAUGUGGCUGCCGCACAAGCCGGUAAUGCUGCUCCAUGUCAAGGGUCGCACCCAUGUGCAAACGCGGCUGGUGGAACCUGUGUACACCUCGCUGAAUCGCGGAGAUUGCUUCAUCCUGGUGGCAGGAUCCCAGCUAUUCCGCUAUGUGGGUUCCUUUGCCAAUGUAAUUGAGAUCUCCAGGAGUAAGAAGAUCUGCGCCGCUAUAGUAGAGAACAAGGAUUUGGGAUGCACAGCCAGCCAGGAGGUGAUCCUCACCGAUGGCAAGUACUUGAAGGAGCGACAGUGGCGGCAAUUUUGGCAGUUAUUAGGGAAGAAAGAGGAUGACCAGUCUGAGAUGGCCGAAUGUGGGCAUGCCGACGAGGAUGAUGUCUUCGAGAGCAGUCUAAUUGAGACCAACAAGAUCUACGAGUACCAGGAUGAGGCUCUCGUCCCCAUGGAGAAGUUCUGGGGCUGCAUACCCAAGGUGGACAUGCUGGACACCCGCAAGGUUUUGGUCUUUGACUUUGGCGCCGAGAUGUAUGUGUGGAAUGGCAAGAAUGCCCCCUCGGAUGCCAAGAGGGCUGCCAUGAGAUUGGCCCAGGAGCAUUUUGGUGCCGAGGAUUCGGCGGACUAUGCCGAUUGCUAUCUGAAUCCCCUAAACUACGUGGCCAUCGUGGGUCGUCGUGAGAAUGCCAAGUAUGCCAAAAGAUCAACUCAACGUCCCGAGUGGUGUGUUCUUGGCAAGAUUACCCAGAAUAUGGAGACGGUGCUUUUUAAGGAAAAGUUCAGCGACUGGCCGGAGCUGGAACGCGAGGAUCUGGAGAAGGAUUACCUCUCAAAUGGAGUGCAUGUGGUACGGGCCUUGAAUGGAGUCGCUUUGCACAAGGGAGAACCCUACCAGGAACCUAAUCUUGUGCUGGAACAGGCCAACCUAGGUCGUGGCAAUUUCUACUAUGAUACGGACACCAUGCGGCACUUUGAUGUGAUCACCAAGUCCACGGACAAGUGGCAGAUCCACGAAUUUAAUUUCGAUGCAGCCAAUAACCAGGAGGACUAUGGUCACUUUUACUCCGCUGAGAGCUACAUAGUUCGUUGGAUCUACCAGAUUUCUGUCACUGUUCGGGAGCUAAGUGGUAAGGUGUCCAAUAGGAGCACUGUGGGUCGGGACAGGUGUGUCUACUUCACCUGGCAGGGUCAGGAUUCGAGUGCUAACGAAAAAGGAGCCGCUGCUCUUUUAACCGUGGAAUUGGACAAGGAGAAGGGCGCCCAGAUGAGGGUUUCCCAGGGCGACGAGUGCACUGCCUUUGUCAGGCUCUUCCGGCAAAUGUGGCAGCAUCGCGGACGCAAGGAGCAGUGUCUGGAGAGGCGCAGCCAGUGGAGACUCUACCAGCUGCAGGGCAAUGUCAACGAGGAGACGCUUCUCAAGGAAGUCGACUGCCAGUCCAGUCAGUUGAGAUCCCGCAGUUCCAUGCUUUUGAUUCAUGGCAGUCAGGGGGAGGUAAUUGUUUGGCAUGGAGCCAAGAGUGCUCCUCACACACGCAAGGUGGCCUUGGAGGCUGCUCAGGAUCUGAUCAAGCUGGUGCCCAAGGAUCUCUUCAGCAGCGAAUCAGCCAGCUUAAGCGAGGCGGAGGAGGGUUCCGAGGAGGAGCAGUGCAAGAAAGCCUUGGGUUUGAAGGAGUCCAGGGAUGACUAUGGCAGCUUGCUUAAGUCCACCAAGGCUUUUGAUUACCAAAUAAGGAUCUUCAACUUCUCCAGCACCCAGGGUGUCUUCAAGGCCCUGGAACUGAGCGAUCCCCUGCGCUGUCAGGAUCUCCAUUCUCCCUAUCCCUUCAGUCAGGCUCAGCUGUACAAUGCCAGGCAGCCAACCAUCUUUCUGCUGGACGACGGCGAUGAGCUGUGGCUCUGGAUGGGCUGGUGGCCCCUAGAAGAUGUGAAAAUAAACACCGAUGAGCGAAGCAGUCCCACCAACGACAACCGGGCUGGAGUAAAUCGCUGGAUCUCAGAGAGACGCGCUGCCCUCGAGACAGCCGUCGACUAUUGGCGUGCCAAGCACGGCGAGAACGACAAGGAGCCCUUCCAUGGCAUCCGGGGCCAGGUGGUGUGGGCAGGCCUGGAGCCACUGGCCUUCAAGGCACUCUUUCCCCACUGGACAGAGCGUCCGGAUGUGAGGGAAAUCAACGAAGAGGAUGGACGAACUGAUGCUUCCAUAACCAUCGGCACAAUGCUGGCACAAAUGACCCAGACCGAAUACCCGCUGGAGGUCCUGAAAGCGCGUCCUUUGCCCGAGGGAGUGGAGCCCACCCGGCUGGAGGUCUAUCUGAAUGCAGAGGACUUCCAGGCGGCACUGGGCUGCAGCCGGGCGGAAUUCGAGCAGCUGCCCAUCUGGAAACAGACCAAGCUGAAGAAGGAGCGCGGGCUGUUCUAGGAGAGAGGCACAAUGCAAACUUAUAGACUUGAACACACAAUCACAAAUCACUUUUCUAAGCACUUUUUCGUAGGCGGCGAUGCUUUUGCAGCGGAACUUUCGUAUUCUAUAGGCCUAUAUAGUAUAGCAUAUACACACACGUGCGCAUAUCCCUAUGUACUCUCUAUUUUACACAUAUAUAUAUUACAUAGCCUUUAAAUAUGUAACGACUAUUAUACACAAGUGCACGAUGCCAGGCAAUAAAUUUCAACUCGCUUCAUUCGAUA
Drosophila takahashii is the source of this 3790-nucleotide messenger RNA. RefSeq names its product Supervillin (gene Svil). Gene Ontology annotation, biological process: cytoskeleton organization; actin filament severing; barbed-end actin filament capping. The record is from RefSeq and is a predicted model, not a curated record. Gene Ontology annotation, cellular component: actin cytoskeleton; cytoplasm. Lineage: Eukaryota; Metazoa; Arthropoda; Insecta; Diptera; Drosophilidae. Gene Ontology annotation, molecular function: actin filament binding; phosphatidylinositol-4,5-bisphosphate binding.